GUCAUCUGUCAGAACAUGGAGGUACAAUUUGUGAUUCAAAAUUCAAAUAAAUGAAAUAGGUAUCAAAUAGUUAAGAACUUUAUUUUAUUCAUAACGUAAUUUUGAGUAUUUAUUUUAAAAAACCGUUUUAAAGACUAAAAUAAAAAUGAACGCUAUAAAAUUACUUGUACAGCGGAGAAGUUAUCCAUUGAUUUUUAAUCGCACAGCUACAACUAAAAAGAAAAUACACGAUCCCAGUGAAGAAGAUCGUUUACCGAUAUUUCAAUAUCCUAUCAGCACGAGUUCAGAUCGAAGAGUAUAUGUAUGGGGCUUAGCGGAAACUGGCGCUCUUGGAAUACACAUGCCUAGAGGAAAGAAAAAAGGCAAAAAAGCUUAUAGGAAUAAUUUUAGUUAUGCCUGGCACCCUAUAAGAUCCAGUUUUUGUGAAAGGUUUGAUGUAACAAAUAUCGCCUGUGGCUAUGGUUUCACGGUUGCUGCGGUCAAAACCAAAGAACAGCAUAAGGUUUUUGGCACAGGCAUUAACACUGACUCUCAGAUCGGUUAUCACGCACCUAGAAUGGGACAUCCUCUUGAAAUGCUUGUCAGCCCUGCCCCUAUUUUUAUUCCAUAUGCUUCUUUAGAAACUAAGAUAACUGGUCUUGCAGCUGGCAGAGCACACACAGUCAUACUAACAGACAAUGAAGGUGUGUUUACUUUAGGGAAUAAUGCUUACGGGCAAUGUGGUAGGAAGAUAAAUCCUCAAGAAGAAUACAAAGGAAGUAUGGUGUCACAUAAUAUUAAACAUCUAGGGAAGGAAACUAUCAAGAGUGUUUGUUGUGGACAAGAUCACAGCCUUUUCAUCACUGAAUCAGGGAAAGUAUAUGCUUGUGGGUGGGGAGCAGAUGGACAGACGGGUCUUGGGAUAUAUGAAAAUCAGGGAUUUCCGGCUCGCGUUAAAGGAGACAUUACUAGUGAAAAUAUAGUUAAAGUUGCGUCAACCGCUGAUUGUGUGCUCGCACUGAGUGACAGAGGUGAAUUGUUUGGUUGGGGUAAUUCAGAAUAUGGUCAGGUACCCAUGAACACGAAACAGCAACAGGUCAACAUGUCAUACGCCUUGUUAAAUUUUACAAAAGGUUUAGGGAAAAUUGUUGACAUCGCAGCCGGAGGGUCAUUUUGUUUGAUCUGUAAUGAUCAAGGUGAUGUAUUUGUUUGGGGCUUUGGAUUGCUGGGUUUAGGGCCGAAUGUACAACACACAAAUAAACCGACACAAAUACCGGCUCCAUUGUUUGGCAGGAAUGAAUUCAAUCCUGAAUGUAUGGUCACAAAAGUUGCUUGUGGGAUAGGUCACUUAGCAGCGAUAACUAACAGCGGGGAUCUUUAUGUUUGGGGCAGAAAUAGAUAUGGUUGUUUAGGGCUCGGCCAUCAGAAUGACCAACAUUUUCCAUUAAAAAUUGGUAUCGGAGCUCAUGUGUUGUCGGUGAACUGUAGUGUAGAUCACACUGUGGCUGUAUGCAAACCAUUUACAUAGAUGUUAUAUUAACAUUGUUAUUAUAUAUAAUUCAUGGUUGUUACAAAUAAAUAAUUAAAUUGAAAGUUA
Messenger RNA from Danaus plexippus (monarch butterfly), 1576 nucleotides. RefSeq names its product RCC1-like G exchanging factor-like protein. The record is from RefSeq and is a predicted model, not a curated record. The transcript has 7 exons. Bases 146 to 1507 code for a protein of 453 amino acids. NCBI's taxonomy places the organism in Eukaryota, Metazoa, Arthropoda, Insecta, Lepidoptera, Nymphalidae.